CAACCCAGGCCAUGGCUCGUUGCGGAAAUCGCUAGCAAAGUGCGAAAGGUUUGGCUUUUGUCCCGCCACCUGCCACCGAUCCGAAACACGCACGCACGCACACAGACAGACACACACACACUCCGAGCUACCGGCACCGCAUCCGGGGGGGAUGGUCUCGGCGGGUUUUUCGUCGCUCCGUUUCUUCUCCGUGGUGGCGGUGUGCCUCUGGGCACGGCGGCCCGCUCGGGGGCUGCUCCUCCCGGCCGGGGCCCGCGCGCGGGGGCACCGGCGCCCGCUUGCGGCCCGCGGCGUGGCGGGGGGUGGCAUGCCUUCCGCAGAGGAGGGGAGCGGGGACGGCGUCGAAUGGUGGCGGGGGACCUCGCCGUCGACCGGGGCUCCCUACCAACUCGCCUACCGGCACGUCGCCCCGGCAGCGGAUCUUUCCGGGGGAUCCUGUGGCGGAAGCAGCAACAACAACAAUGGCGGCGAGACGGACCCACACCGGAGGGAGCACACCCGGCAGCGACCGACGAUCCUCUUUUGCAACGGCUUUCGGUCCGAGAUGUCCGGCGGGACCAAGGUCCUGGCCCUGGAGGCCCACUGCGUGGCCAGGGGUUGGGGCUUUUGCGCCUUUGACUACCGGGGCCACGGGCUGUCGAACGAGCGCGGCGCCGUUGCGGAACAACAACAAGACGAAGACGACGACGGCGGCCCGGUGCUCACGGACUGGAUCUCGGACGCGGCCGCCGUCCUGGAGGGGGUCGUCCUGCCGCGGGCCGGGAGCCACCCCUCGGUGGUCCUGGUCGGCUCGUCCAUGGGGGCGUGGAUCGCGGUGCACCUGGCGAUGCGCUACCACAACGGCGCAAAAUCCGGCGGAAACAGCGACCACGAACGCAAAAACAAAACCAAACGCAAACGCGAAAGCAAACCCAGCGACGGCCCGCCGCCGCCGCCGGUGGUCUCGGGGAUCCUCGGGAUUGCCUCCGCCCCGGACGUCUUCUCGGACCUCUGGGACUCGGCGUCCCAAGAGCAGCGAAGGGAGUGGAGGGCCGCGGGGAUGGCCAGGCUCGCCUCGAGCCACGCACCCGGGGGCGGCUACGCCGUCCCCCUGGCCCUGAUCGAGGACGCCCGGGAGCACUGGGACCUCCUGGGGGAACACGGGAGCGGGAAGGGCCUUGCCGUCUCGUGCCCGGUCGGCCUCCUCCACGGGAAACGGGACCGGGAGGUCCCGUGGACCCGGUCCCUCGCGCUGGCGGAGGCCCUGGAACAAGGCAACGGCAGUGGCAGUGGCAGCGGUUCCGUCGACCUGCGCUGGAUCGAGGACGGGGACCACCGGCUGUCGCGCCCGGGGGACGUCCGGGCCAUCCUGGACGCCCUCGACGCACUGGUCGCGGAGGCUUGCGGCUAGAAGGAACGAACGAAGCGAAACGAAACGAACAAACAGACCAACCAACA
Messenger RNA from Pseudo-nitzschia multistriata, 1437 nucleotides. The record is from the annotation of a GenBank genome assembly. NCBI's taxonomy places the organism in Eukaryota, Bacillariophyta, Bacillariophyceae, Bacillariales, Bacillariaceae.